This is a messenger RNA of Mus musculus (house mouse), 7614 nucleotides long. It is a transcript of the gene Smad4, whose product is annotated as SMAD family member 4. The record is from RefSeq and is marked validated. Gene Ontology annotation, cellular component: chromatin; nucleus; protein-containing complex. Bases 491 to 2146 code for a protein of 551 amino acids. The transcript is spliced from 12 exons. Gene Ontology annotation, biological process: regulation of transforming growth factor beta2 production; positive regulation of transforming growth factor beta receptor signaling pathway; cellular response to glucose stimulus. NCBI's taxonomy places the organism in Eukaryota, Metazoa, Chordata, Mammalia, Rodentia, Muridae. Gene Ontology annotation, molecular function: sequence-specific DNA binding; DNA-binding transcription activator activity, RNA polymerase II-specific; filamin binding.
AGUGUCCUUCCGACAAGUUGGCAGCAACAACACGGCCCUGGUCGUCGUCGCCGCUGCGGUAACGGAGCGGCUCGGGUGGCGGAGCCCGUGUUCGCGUCCGUCCGCCCGCCCGCCCGCCGUCCUCCGGAGGCCCUUCCCGCGCCGCGCUCCGCUCCGCGGCCGUCCCCGGGGCGGGAGCGCGUGACCGGAGCCGGCGCCCGCGAGCGAGGCCCCCCGCAGCGGGGCGGCUCCGGAGCUCCAGCGGCCCGGCCGGCCGGCGCGGUCCGCGGCGCGGCGGGGAGAGGGGGCCGCCUGGGCCGGACGCCGCGGGCGGGGCCCGGGAAGCGACAGCGAGGCGAGGCGCGGUGCGGCGCGGAGCCCAGGUCAUCCUGCUCACCAGAUGUCUUGACAGUUUUUCUUGCAACAUUGGCCAUUGGUUUUCACUGCCUUCAAAAGAUCAAAAUUACUCCAGAAAUUGGAGAGUUGGAUUUAAAAGAAAAAACUUGAACAAAUGGACAAUAUGUCUAUAACAAAUACACCAACAAGUAACGAUGCCUGUCUGAGCAUUGUACAUAGUUUGAUGUGUCAUAGACAAGGUGGGGAAAGUGAAACCUUUGCAAAAAGAGCAAUUGAGAGUUUGGUAAAGAAGCUGAAAGAGAAAAAAGAUGAAUUGGAUUCUUUAAUAACAGCUAUAACUACAAAUGGAGCUCAUCCUAGCAAGUGUGUCACCAUACAGAGAACAUUGGAUGGACGACUUCAGGUGGCUGGUCGGAAAGGAUUUCCUCAUGUGAUCUAUGCCCGUCUGUGGAGGUGGCCUGAUCUACACAAGAAUGAACUAAAGCAUGUUAAAUAUUGUCAGUAUGCGUUUGACUUAAAAUGUGACAGUGUCUGUGUGAAUCCAUAUCACUAUGAGCGGGUUGUCUCACCUGGAAUUGAUCUCUCAGGAUUAACACUGCAGAGUAAUGCUCCAAGUAUGUUAGUGAAGGAUGAGUACGUUCACGACUUUGAAGGACAGCCGUCCUUACCCACUGAAGGACAUUCGAUUCAAACCAUCCAACACCCGCCAAGUAAUCGCGCAUCAACGGAGACGUACAGCGCCCCGGCUCUGUUAGCCCCGGCAGAGUCUAACGCCACCAGCACCACCAACUUCCCCAACAUUCCUGUGGCUUCCACAAGUCAGCCGGCCAGUAUUCUGGCGGGCAGCCAUAGUGAAGGACUGUUGCAGAUAGCUUCAGGGCCUCAGCCAGGACAGCAGCAGAAUGGAUUUACUGCUCAGCCAGCUACUUACCAUCAUAACAGCACUACCACCUGGACUGGAAGUAGGACUGCACCAUACACACCUAAUUUGCCUCACCACCAAAACGGCCAUCUUCAGCACCACCCGCCUAUGCCGCCCCAUCCUGGACAUUACUGGCCAGUUCACAAUGAGCUUGCAUUCCAGCCUCCCAUUUCCAAUCAUCCUGCUCCUGAGUACUGGUGCUCCAUUGCUUACUUUGAAAUGGACGUUCAGGUAGGAGAGACGUUUAAGGUCCCUUCAAGCUGCCCUGUUGUGACUGUGGAUGGCUAUGUGGAUCCUUCGGGAGGAGAUCGCUUUUGCUUGGGUCAACUCUCCAAUGUCCACAGGACAGAAGCGAUUGAGAGAGCGAGGUUGCACAUAGGCAAAGGAGUGCAGUUGGAAUGUAAAGGUGAAGGUGACGUUUGGGUCAGGUGCCUUAGUGACCACGCGGUCUUUGUACAGAGUUACUACCUGGACAGAGAAGCUGGCCGAGCACCUGGCGACGCUGUUCAUAAGAUCUACCCAAGCGCGUAUAUAAAGGUCUUUGAUCUGCGGCAGUGUCACCGGCAGAUGCAGCAACAGGCGGCCACUGCGCAAGCUGCAGCUGCUGCUCAGGCGGCGGCCGUGGCAGGGAACAUCCCUGGCCCUGGGUCCGUGGGUGGAAUAGCUCCAGCCAUCAGUCUGUCUGCUGCUGCUGGCAUCGGUGUGGAUGACCUCCGGCGAUUGUGCAUUCUCAGGAUGAGCUUUGUGAAGGGCUGGGGCCCAGACUACCCCAGGCAGAGCAUCAAGGAAACCCCGUGCUGGAUUGAGAUUCACCUUCACCGAGCUCUGCAGCUCUUGGAUGAAGUCCUGCACACCAUGCCCAUUGCGGACCCACAGCCUUUAGACUGAGAUCUCACACCACGGACGCCCUAACCAUUUCCAGGAUGGUGGACUAUGAAAUAUACUCGUGUUUAUAAUCUGAAGAUCUAUUGCAUUUUGUUCUGCUCUGUCUUUUCCUAAAGGGUUGAGAGAUGUGUUUGCUGCCUUGCUCUUAGCAGACAGAAACUGAAUUAAAACUUCUUUUCUAUUUUAGAACUUUCAGGUGUGGCUCAGUGCUUGAAGAUCAGAAAGAUGCAGUUCUUGCUGAGUCUUCCCUGCUGGUUCUGUAUGGAGGAGUCGGCCAGUGCUGGGCGCUCAGCCCUUUAGUGUGUGCGAGCGCCUUGCAUGCCGAGGAGAGUCAGAGCUGCUGAUUGUAAGGCUGAGAAGUUCUCACAGUUAAGCCACCUGCCCCUUAGUGGGCGAGUUAUUAAACGCACUGUGCUCACGUGGCGCUGGGCCAGCCAGCUCUACCAAGAGCAACUUUACUCUCCUUUAAAAACCUUUUAGCAACCUUUGAUUCACAAUGGUUUUUGCAAGUUAAACAGUGAAGGUGAAUUAAAUUCAUACUGUCUUGCAGACUUCAGGGUUUCUUCCCCAAGACAAAACACUAAUCUGUGUGCAUAUUGACAAUUCCUUACAAUUAUCAGUCAAAGAAAUGCCAUUUAAAAUUACAAUUUUUUUAAUCCCUAAUGGAUGACCACUAUCAAGAUGUAUACUUUGCCCUGUUAAACAGUAAAUGAAUUCUUCUAUAUUUCUAGGCACAAGGUUAGUUAUUUAAAAAAAAAAAAAAAAGCCUAGGGGAGGGAUUUUUCCCUUAAUUCCUAGGGAGAAGGUUUUGUAUAAAACACUAAAAGCAGUGUCACUCUGCCUGCUGCUUCACUGUUCUGCAAGGUGGCAGUACUUCAACUGAAAUAAUGAAUAUUUUGGAAACUGCUAAAUUCUAUGUUAAAUACUGUGCAGAAUAAUGGAAACAGUGCAGUUGGUAACAGGUGGUUUGGAUAUUUUUGUACUUGAUUUGAUGUGUGACUUCUUUUCAUAUACUGUUAAAAUCAUGUAUGUUUUGACAUUGUUUAAAAUUCAGUUUUUGUAUCUUAGGGCAAGACUGCAGACUUUUUUAUACCUUUUGGUUAUAAGCCCUGUGUUUGCCAUCCUUGAUCACUUGGCGGUGACUUUGUAGAGAUUGAAGUGGAGGAGUUAAGACACAUUGACUGUACCACAGACACACAUGUAUACUUUCUACCUAGUUACUAGCGUAAAUAAAACUGAGUCACUAUACGAAGUGGAAUUCUAGAUUUGGUUUUUAAAAUGCUUUCCUUUUGCACUUUUGAGUCCAGUCUCAGUGGCAAGACACCUUCUGCUAAAUGACAGGUGGCAGCCAGUUGUACCAUGCAGCGCUGGUUCCCUCCCACUCUACCAGGACUUUCCCAUGGACACUGUGCAUCAUGUGUAGUUGGUUAUUUUUUGAGUUUUUAUUUUACUGUAGCAAAAAAAAAAAAAAAAACUUGGAUAAAUAGUGUGAAUAAAAUCAAGACCAUGGAGAUGUUUUUACCCUGAGAGUUUUCUGUGAGUUUUAAAUUGCAGUAGGCAUUUGAGCUCUGGAAACCCCGUGCAUAGCAGUUCUCUUUGUGCCAACAGAAAUGACCACGUCCUGCAGCCUGCUGCGGAAGGUUCCAGAGGCUCUGAGAAACCAGAGUGCUGCAGUGACUGGGGUCCAUCUCAGCCCAGCGCACACAGCGUGCGUUGUAAAAGCUGCCUCUGUGUCUUGUCUUCUGUACUUAGGGAUGCUUUGUCUCGGGCCUAAUCUUAUCUGUAGAAGUUUGGUGAUUUUUUUUUUUUAAAUGUUGUAUUGACAGAAUUAUAAAAAGAUACCUUCUCUAGAAAUGCUUGUCUUCAGAUCCGUUUCACGAUGGCCGGGGAACAGGAGUGAGAAGAGAGAGUAAGCUGUAGUGUAACGGGUUUUUAAGACCCAGCUCAUCUGACCAGGCAGUGCUGUAACUUGAUGCUUCCUGUUGUACCUUAUGGAACCUUUCCCAUAUUUAAUCAUCUUCAGAAAGUAGGUGGGAAAUAUUUGCUGGGAAGUAUCUCUUCAGAGCCAAGCCACUUGUCUUGGUUUUCUUACUAAGAGCCAUAGAAAUGAUUUCUGGUUAUUGAUGAAAUUUGUAAUUUGCCUGUCCUAGUCUUUUUUCCUUUCACUUCGCUAUCUUUGAAUAAGACUUUUAAAAACUUCCCUGAGUUGAAAAAUUUUGGGAUAAAAUAGUUUCCCUAGUUCUUAGAGACUGAUUAUGAUGUGGGUAUGGUUCUGGGUGGGUUUUUUUUCUAAGUCAUAGCUCAAAAGUCUCCCAAGAUUAAAUUUCAGUGGGCACCCAGUUUGAAACCAUUCUACUUUUGUCUUGUGCCUUUCUUUGCAUGAUUAAAGAGAAUCUGUAAUGGUAUUGCCUUUAUUUGCUUGGAAGUAGAUUCUUUUCUGGGAUAGAGUCUACCUUAAUCGUUGUCCUUUACCGCCCCUGCUGUACAGAUAGAUGCUAAGCCACUGCCGGGAACUUGCUUUUCCAUAGACAGUCUUUUUAUACUGCCUGAACCCAUUGCUCCUGUUCACAGUAUAAGUUCACAGACAGGGUGAGCCGGCCGAGGCGCACACCUGCAGAAUCCAGCAACAACCAUGCUUAACUGUGUGUAUUUCAAAGUUAGAAAUCCAGUUUUGUGGGGAAUGGUGUGGUUUAUAUUAGCAGCUUUGAAGGCGAAGUAACUCAGAGGUUUUACAGUCUGGAGAAGGGAAGCUUCCUGGAAUGCUUGUGAAGUAUCUGUGGUGGCCAAAUGUGUUUGCUCCUGGCCUUGCUUGUAACUGGCUAAUUGUCACUCUUCAGAUUUUUAAAAAUUUUUAAUGAGCUGAGACCCCCUUGGAAGGAGCUUGUUUGGAGCUGGCCAGAGAUGUUUUUGGUAGUUCCUGUCUUCAUCCGGUCUUCAUCACUGUUUUCUUUAAUGGUCAGUUAGUAAAGUAUAAGUUAGGUCACUGUCAUGAGUGGAGCAGGAACAACUCUCCCAGGUGGGGGCCUGGAAGGGACUCGUUACAUGGAGCCAUCUGUAACUAGCCCUUUAAAUCCUCCUUUGCAUGACAUAGAGAAAAGGCUGUGAGACUCCUGCCCAGGCCUUUCUAGUUUUCCCUUCUAGUAACCAAGCAAUCGCAUCUCUGCGGUGCAGUAGGCUGUAUGUAAAAAGCCGUGGCCUUACUCCUAGCAGCACCCUUGGCAGGGCCUUUUUCUCAGCGCAGUGAGGCUGUGCAUCUGGCACUCCUGAGGAAUGAAAGUUUUCAUCAUCUUGCCUUAUUAAGCAGUAAAACUUUUGAAAAAUGAGCCGUUUAUUGGCAGGAGCUAUUUACACAAAUCAGAAUAUUAUACCAUUUCUUUUUCUCUCUCUCCUGUCUCUGUGGACCUCCGGGGCUUCUGAGAUAGACAGUACUGCCUAGCCAUUCGAAAUGCCCAAGCCAGCUGGGGUUGUUGGGCUCUCCUCUCCCUUCCUCCUUCCUCACAGCUCCUGCUCUUGCGUGGUUAGUGAGCCUCUACUCAGUGUUUCCUGUCCUCGCUGCUCAGGCGAGGGAAGACGACAACUGAUAGUCUUAGAGUUCACCUUUCUGUCGGGGGCGGCAUUGUUCUGAUUGCUGCCAUCGUCUCCGAUCCUUGAUGAGUUUUAUACGAUUGAUGUGGAGAGAAUUUAAUUGAUAUUCAUAGCCCAUAGCUGCUCCCCUCUCCCUGGUGUUGUGGAAGAUUUAGUUUCCACCGAAUUCACUCAAAAAGCUGUCCUGUUGGCACCAGCAAACCACACGCUCUUUUAGAAAACAUCUUUGCUUGUUUUGUGUCCUGACCCUGCUCUCUGGCCUCCUUCCUCUGUAGAUACUUCUGACCUAUAGGUGCCUUUAUGAGAAUUGAGGGUCUGAUACCGUGCCCCAAGGAAUAGCUGAUGCAAUGAGUGAUGUUUUUCAGGGAUUUUAGCAUCAAAUUAAAUAAAUGAAUGAAACUUUUAAGUCCUUCUUUUCUUUUAUUUUUUUAAUGCAGGAAGGACUGAGGAGACGUCGGGUGACGACAAUCAUUUCUCUGUGUUGCUGUAAAGGCUUUCACACAGUUUAAGAUGCUUUUCUCAGUAGCUCCAGAGUUGAUGUUCUUGUUCAACCUAAAGCAGGCUCUGGACUCGCCCAGACCGUUGCACUUGUAGUUUACGACUUCAUGUGUCCUCCCUCGGCAAGUCAUUCCCUUCUCUGGGCCUCAGCUGCCUCGUCUGUGAAAUGAGGGGUUGGACUAUUGUGCCAGCUCUGGCUUCUAAGUGACCUUGCCCGCCCUGCAGCAGGUUGAGAUGCGCUCUUUACCUUUUUUCUGCUGUGUGAGGGGGAAUCUUACUUUUUCCUUUGUUACUCAGUGAGACUAGGCUUGAUCUUUGAGUACCCGCUCUCCUGUGGACAAGUAGUUACAUAUGUCCUUAUGACUUAUUUUUAACCAAAGGCCGAGCACCACCUUAGGGGCUGCCGUAAGUACCAUACAGAACACUGGGGUGGGGGGCGGGGGGCACCUUCAUUUCACUGUGUCAUCGUCUGUGUUCAGAGCCUCUGCAAAGGCCUUCAUCUGUCAUGACAUUCUGACUUUGAAGUUAGUAUGUGUAUGAUUCUGUCCUCCUAAGUGCUGGCAAUUCUUCAUCUAAACUGGACUGAAAUCCUGUUGUAAAUGCCUGGUAAUAUUAGAGGGCCUUUCUUUGGGUCUUUUGUAGCUUAAUUCCUCUAUGUUCAAAACAGGAAGUUCUUCAGAAAUUAUAUCAAUAUUUUAAUUGAUGCUAUGAAAGACAGUCCCAGUGAAUGACUGUCCACUUUAUUUUUGCCUCUUUUAUAUCCAUUUUGAUUGACAACUUUUGGCUGGAUCAUGCCUUUCAGAGAGUUUUCUUCCAGCCUGCUUGGAUGAGUAUAAUAACCGACUUUGUUAUUUUUACGGACCUGGGAACCUUUCUAGGGGGUGGGGUGGGGUGGGGUGGGGUGGGGAGUCCUGGUAGAGGCCACAUCUGUGGCAGCUGUGAAGAAGGGAUGAAGCCAGCUGCUCUUGCUAAGGCUGCUUGUCAUUGGUAGAAGGACUCACCGGUUUGGGUUACUUAAAAGGCUAAAUAUAGAGUUGGCAAACUUCUCCAAGCGGGGAGGGUUUUUUUUUUGUUCCAUGCAUCUAACGUGAUUUAAAAGCAUGACUUCCUAUAGGUUAUGAAAACUGGUGUGCUGCAGAUCCAGUGUGGAAGAGGUGACUGGGCGUUGGGGACAGCUUUGAUGGUGACACUUCUAGCUCUGAGAGUCUCCUACUCUGGGUCCACUCUUAGCUUGGCUCUUAGGAAAAACUGGUCAGCUAAAGGCCCACCACUUUCUUUCUAUAGACUUUUGCCUGGUUGAAGUCUGUGGCUUAAAAAAAAUAGUUGAAUCUUUCUUGAGAACUCUGUAACAAAGUAUGUUUUUGAUUAAAAAGAGAAAGCCAACUAAA